CACCGACUCAAACCCAUUACCGUUCUUUUAUAACUCACUCUCUCUCUCUCUCUCCCUCUCUCUCUUAUCAAUUCAUGCUCUAAGGUCUUUAACAAUGGUGGAUCUUCAGACUGUAUGCUGUAUGUGUGGUGAUGUAGGCUUCCCCGAGAAGCUCUUCCGCUGCAACAAGUGCCACAAUCGCUUUCAACACUCGUAUUGUAGCAACUACUACAGCGAAUCAUCAGAGCCAAUUGAGCUAUGUGAUUGGUGCCAAAGUGAAGAAAGAAGCUCAACAAGACAUGGAAGUUCUUCAAAGAAGUCUUCAACCAGCAACGACACCGCUGCCACCAAGAGAUCCGAGUACUCCGGCGACAAAAUCAAGCAACAUGAUCACCGUGAAGACACCGCCACUGCCGAGAAGGGGAAGAAUCCGACCGGUGCGCCGUCGCCGAGGCCUAGUACUCGCAGGUACAAGCUUCUCAAGGAUGUCAUGUGUUGAAUCAAAACAAGACUUAUGUAUCCAAGGCUUGUGUUGUGUGUGUGUGUGUGUCUCUCUCUCUCUUUCUCUCUCUCUAUGUAUAUUAGCAAAUGUGCAUUAUAAGUUUGUUUUUGUGGGUUUUUUUGAGUUGUUGAGUUUUGUUUUGGGUUUGUGGUUUGUAGUAAGUUGUUAAAUAAUGGAACUUAUAUUAUAAUUUGUUUUUGCU
This is a messenger RNA of Camellia sinensis, 683 nucleotides long. RefSeq lists its product as uncharacterized. The record is from RefSeq and is a predicted model, not a curated record. Lineage: Eukaryota; Viridiplantae; Streptophyta; Magnoliopsida; Ericales; Theaceae.